Molecule: messenger RNA, 11316 nt
Organism: Aedes albopictus (Asian tiger mosquito)
Lineage: Eukaryota; Metazoa; Arthropoda; Insecta; Diptera; Culicidae
Gene: Bicra
Product: mucin-2
Biological process (GO): positive regulation of DNA-templated transcription
Cellular component (GO): SWI/SNF complex
Source: RefSeq, a predicted model, not a curated record
CACCACUUCCUAGUGCGGGAAUCCCCCGAAUGCAGGCUACAUGCCGAGCGUCCUAUUACCAACUAUGCCUACGAAAAACUGUCCUGCUUUAGUUGGGAUUCAAAAUGGCGCCGCUUGUCUAGGCUGUAGACUCACACUCCUGCAAAGCACAGAGGGUAUUGCCAACCUCCGCAAAUUAUAGUAAAGAGAACGAAGAGAAAGCAAACGAAGUGGCUGCCUAUGUGCCGUUUUGACAGUCUGUGCCACAUACAACCAUAAUAGCCCCGUGUGCGAGCGCCCAGAGUUGGAUAGGUUCCGAGCAGCAGUCGAACAUUUAUCGGCAAUUUACCCUGUAAUCCGGUGUUUUGUGAUCCGAUUUUCAUCGCGGCGUGUAGUUAAGUGCUCAAAGUGCAGGUUGUGCGUGAAGUUGGCCGUUUUCGCGUGUCGAAAGUGGCAGAAAAAUGCAUCUUUUCCACCGUCAUUGUGCUAGAAUAUCAGGCUCACUUCGUCUUUUUUGUGUGUGCGAAAAGAAAAAGCAGCUCUGACCAGUGAGAAAGUGUGUACAUCAGCGCAAUGGUAGAGAUCAGUGAGGCGUGAGCGCAGGUAUCGCAGAGCUGAAGAAUAGUGCUUGUAAGGUGAAGUGAUCAGUGAGAAUAAUGAGCGACGAGCGCUGAGAAAUGCCAGGGCUGCUACCACUACCAACCAGCAUCGAAAGUAAUGGUACCCAGUGCUGAUGUAUGAGUGACGAGGUGAAUGAAAGCAAAUCUGCGAGAAAGUUUCAGCAGCAAAGUGUCAUAAGCAAAAAGAUCAAAAUAUGUGAAAACAAACAUAGAUAAAUUACCUAAAUUUAUCGUCUGCACCUAUGGCAGCACUUCUCGUGUAAUUAACUGUGCGAAAACAAGUGAAGAUCUCGUCAAUCAACCCAAUCGACUUCAUCUACAGCGGAGAAGAGCACUGUGGUUGUACAAGAGAAUUGCGCAAAGUGAAAAAUAAAUUGUCUGUGGAUCCAAGUGAUUAGAGGCUAGUGGUAAAUUCUGUUUUUGGCCAACCCCGUGCGCGUCUGUGUGUGUAUGCGUGACGGUGUACACAUCGAGUGUAUAAUUCCGUGAGUGUAAAUUUUAAACGGGAAAAGCAAACAUCGAGUGUGGGAACCAAAAAGUGAAAAAUCGGAUCAAAUGCGUUGACCCACCGGUUACGGAAGAAAAAGAACAUCAUCAUCAGCAGCAGCAGCAGCUCACGUGGCUGACUGCUGGGGCAAGAAACAAUCAUCGGACUCCAAGAGGGGCAUCUGAAAACUGACGAAAGUAAAACCAAAGGAAUCCCGAAUUUUCCCCGGAGUCUGCCGGAGGCCGUCGCACUUUUGCGUCCGCCUUGGCUGACAUCCGUGUCUUCGUACGCCAAUGAAUCGUCGGCAAUCGCUGGACAAGCCAGGUGAGCAAGGUAUUUUGUCUCCUCCGGGUCCAUUUUUAACGCCGAGCCCAUCACCAUCGGUACCAGCAAGCCCUCGGCUGCAACCCUCGCCAUCGCAGUCACCAUUUCAGCAGCAUCAACCACAGGAUGUUCUGCUAGUAACAAACAGCAACGUUGUAGGCACUUUGACUCAGGAGCCGGACCGGAAGCUAGGGAUCACCAACAGACGUCAAUCCUUCAAUCAGUUUCCUCAACAGCAACAACAGCCGCAACAGCAACAACAGUUCAGCAACAGCAGCCCAAAUGCAGGCACGGUGGUUUAUCGUCCGAGCCCAACCCAGUCGCCGGCCGGAGCGGCGACAUACAGCAUUACGACCAUACCUGGCAAUGAGUUCAACACGACACUAGUGGGGUCCAAUAACAUCUCGUUGAACAAGGGUCGAAAGUCUUCCUCAGCGAGUGUUAUCCACCAACCAACGCUUGUACAACCCCAGCAACAUACCUUUAUUCAGUCACAUGCUGGUCAUGGACAUGGGACAACUAUCGGUGCUCCUGCAUGUAGCCCGAAAGCGGCGAAAAAAGCCUUACAACCGCAUAUCCAACAUCAUCAACAGCAGCAAGCGCAAACUGUUUCCUUCGUUGGAAGCCCAAUUGCCAGCCCCAGUCCGAUUGCGAGUCCCAACGGAUCGAUCCUGGUUACAACAAGUAGCCACGGUGGUUUGGGAGGUAGUAUUAUUGUUGGCAGUGCUGGACAUACUCCCGGCAGGACAACAGCAACAACAACUGGUACAGGGGCAUCAGCACAACUAAGGCCUCCAACACCACAGCCUGUGAUACAACAGUAUCCUGUUAUGGGUGCCGGCAAUCAAAUAGUGCAAAUAUUCCAAGGUUCUCAAUUCAUUACCCAGCAACCUGCAGUGUCGCAACACCAGGGGCAUCAACAACUUUCAACGCCAGGCCAACCACAGCAGCUACAAAAUCGUCAAACGAUCAUAUCGCAAUCGCCCCAAACGCAGCACAUAGUUUCACAGCCGAUGCAUACGUCUCACCAACAGCAACCACAACCGCAGCAGUUUAUUCAGCAGAUUAUUACAUCUUCUCCGUCCUCAAACACAUCUCCGUCGUCAUCUGCGUCGGUCAGCGUUGCAGGAGGAACAGUCAUCAUCGGAGGGCACAAGCAAUCGAAAAUUCAUCAACAGAUCUUGCCCAAACCAGUGACUCCAUCGGUAUCGCCAUCGCUAGGCUCGGCACAUCAGAGCCCACAGCAGCACAUGCAACCAACGUUCAGUCCCGUGUCACUCAGUACAUCCAUUAAUAAGCCAAUUAUGACACAGCCUAAAACUACGAUGGUGAAUCAUAUGCCGGCUCAAAUCCAAGUAACACAAACACCUACAGGCAGCCAAUUCGUAACCCAGGCAGGUCCACAGCAAGCCCAACAACCACAACCUCCUACACAACAACCCCAAUUGGUAGCUACUCCGCAAACAACUCCAACAGCAACUCCAACUCAAACGGCAACACCACAAAAUGGAGGUUCAAUCAUCCUUCCAACUGGGAAUCUGAACGCACAACCACUUCUGCUCAAUCAAAUGCCGGUUAUCGUUCAGCAGAACACUCCACAGGGUGUCCAGUUGAUAUUAAGGCCUCCGACGCCACAACUAGCUGCACCCAGCUUGGUGAUCCAUAACACAAGGCCUCAACUUCAGCAAGCACAGCCGCAACAGGUCUUACGAAUACUGAACACAAAUGGGGCCAUGCAGUUGGCUGCGGCACCAACCUUCAUAGUGUCUUCUCAGGGAAAUCUUGUGCAACAGAAUAUACCAGGGUUGAAAACUAACCAAGGUGUACCGUUAACCCAAAUUCAGGGACUGCAAGGUCAGAGGCAGCCACAACAAAUUACGGCAGCUAUAAAUCAACAUUUGCUCAGUCAAGGUGUAGCCCAAAUUCAAAAUUUGCAGCUAAACGGAAACCUUACCCAAAUUCAGGUGCCAAAUGGAUUGAAUGGGCAGCUAUUGACAACUCUACCUGCACAAUUUCAACAAGGUGUAGGCAGCUUUAGCUUGCAAAAUCAAAACAUCAACUUGAAUCAGAUCGGGAAUACCAACUUUUCACAACUUGCUGCUGCAGCGGCUGCUAGCGGGGCAACGUUUACCUCACCACCUCCACCAACGGUGCAGACUUCAACGCCACAAGGUGAUAUCGUUAACACCCAAAACAUACAAUUUACAACAGCACAACCAGCAAGUUCCGCGCAUCAACAUUCUUCACAUGGACAAAUAAUUGGAAAUUCGUCUGUAGACGGGCAACUGACUUCUCAUUUACAAAUAAAUUCCUCGAUAACUUCUGAACCAAUCCGUCAAUCAGCACCAAUAAUGACGACGGCCAGCGGACAGCAUGUUUUCGUUACCGAUACGAAAGGGCAGCAACACCAAAUACAAAGUCAGCCCCAAACGCAGCAACAGUUUUUCAGUGGAAGCACAAUCCAGCAUCAACCUGUACAGAUUCAGCAACAGCAACCCCAACCAAAGUUUGAGAUUGAGAAACCCAAAAAAGAGCGUAAAAGUAAAAAGAAGAAAGUAACGCAACCUCCAGUAGCUACAGCUGCACCAAUUAUUGUAACUCCGAGCCCUGUGGUUACGAGCCAAGUUCCAAUAAUCAAUUCUUCGAUGAUCUCUUCUGUACCGACUUCAACGUCCUACGCCGAACCAAUGACGUCGCCUCCAACAUCUCCUACGUUAAUAAAUACUCAUACCUCUACGGGAAAGUUAGAUCUUGCUAAUCUAAUGAAAAUAUCUGGUAUUGGCAUUGAAGAUGACGAUUUUAUGGAUACAGAAGAACCUCCGCCUGCACCGCCACCUCCACCUUUGGUACAAACCACGACACAACAACCUCAAGAUUUUCCGAACGUUGUGAUACAGAACGACACGGCUGUAAAAGAACAGUUAAUGUCUCCUCCACCGGCACCAUUACCGCCGACUACCACCGAUAUUAUGAUCACCAUACCGGCCAGUGCUGCCGGGUCCAAUGUUGAUUUUCCUUACACGAUUUCGAUUCCUACUUCUGGAUUAGAAGGACAGGACUUCCAAUCAAAGUCAUCAUCAUUACCCGAAGUCCAUUCGGCAAAACCACCAAGUUCUCAGCCGCCUAUGCAGCAGCACCCACCAUCACAUGUGUUGCAUCAGUCUGGCCAGGAACCACCACCAUUCAUGAUUACAAUUGAUCCUUCUAGUGAUCCCAAUUCUGCUCAGCCGUACACGAUCUCAAUACCUCGGGUGUCUGGAAGUGGUCCAGAGGAAACAAAAAUGAUCAGUGUUGCAACUGUGGCUCCAACACCAACUGCUGGAACGGUUACAUCAAGCACUUCAGUGAUUACUAGUACUUCACAAAACACAUUCUGUGUGAAUAGCCUAAUGAACAAUGUACUAAAUACGCAAGUAACUCCAAACCUACAAAGUCAAAUCAAUGAAAUUCAAAAUCAACUGAUACAAGCUGCAGCAUCUUCGGUUUCGACGAUACCAUCUUCUGCCGUUGUGAUGAGCCAGAACUAUAUGACCACUCAGCCACAAACUUUGAUAUCAACAUCCACCAUAAUUACUCCUAUCGUGACUACGACCAUUACUGCACCAGUCACGACCUCCAUGAUCAUUUCACCGAGCAAACCUACGGUCACACCAUCUAAGAAGAAGUCCGGGGGUAACAAAAAGAAUGGCAAAAAGUUGGUUGACAAAACUCUCGAAACAAUUAACACUUCAGUUCCAACGCAGAUUGGAAAUAUCCAGAUCUCGCAAAUAGACGGGACAACGGUCAACAAUAACAAGACAACCAAAGGUGCAAUUAACAAUCAGAUUCAAAUCACGCCCAUACUGGAUACUAAAACACCUGGACAUCACUUUCAAACAAGCAUGCAACAACCAGCUCCAGUGCAGAUUAAUCCAACGCAUGUUGUUCAGCCACCGCAGGCUAUCCAAGCUAUACCCAAUCAAUCUCCGGCUGUACCUCAACCAGUAGCUCAAACUCCCACAUUGCAACAUCAACAAAUGCAGUUACCAUCGGCACCUCCCCAAAUUCAACAAACGUCGUCUGCACAAGGAAUUCUGUCCCAACUCACGGGUGCAUUGAGUCUGUCCCUCGCGGAGAAUGGCCAUCUAAUACUCAAACAUGACAUCAACAGUCCCCAGGACAGCCAAUCUCAGAUGAUACUACAAGCAAUUUUAUCCGGUGCUUUAGGGAACGUUAGCCUAGUGAAUGAACCAUCUAAACCCACACCACCGUCGAAUCCAGCUCCAAUAGUAUCCCAGCCAGCACCAGUGGCAGCUAUUCAGCAGCCUCCUAAAAACAUAGCUACUGUCAGUGGACAAAUACAGCAGAAGAAUGUCAUUGUUACGAACACCCAGAAUCAUCCAACUGCUAGUGGACAGUUCAUGUCCUCUUUUAAUUCCCAGCCACCGGGACCUACACCAGUUAUUCAACAACCACAAUCGCAACAACAGCCGCCACAAUUGCUUCACCAGCACCACGCAAUCCAUACCCAACCAUCACAUGUGACUCAAAGUCUUAAAGAGGUGCGGAAGCAUGAAUCGAUUCCAAUAGAGCCACCACCACCACCUGCACCUCAACCUCCACCUCCUCAACAAACGAUAGUUAUCAACUCGAAUGCCCCAAAGCUUGUGGAGUUGCCCAAAAUUGAACCAAAUCAACAACUAUUUUCUCUAAAUACUCUAACCAAUCAAAUAACCCAGUUAAGUCCUGGUCAAACUACUGCUGCUCUGGGACCAAUGGAACGACUUCUGAUAGUUCCCACAGGAAUAAACUCUCAACAGCUGGCACAGUGUCUGCUGCAGGGCCAAAUUCAUUUCAACAAUAUUGGACCAGUAACGCAAUCCAGUGACCCGAAGCCACAUCCACCGGCACCUUUACCACCACAACCUCCAGCAAUGCAGCAACCAGUGUACCAAAACCAGCAGCCACAGCAACAACAUCAACAGCAGCUCGUGAUUCAGAACAAUCCAAAUUUCAAACCCAACCCAAUACCUACAACUGUGCCUGCCGUCAUCAAUAAGCAAGUGGUUAACCACCAAAUUAAGGCGGAAAAACCUAAACGAAGUCGAGCCAAAAAAGCCGACAAACAACCAGCCAAGACCAGUUUGGUAAAAGUGAAUCCGGUGAGCAGUGGUCUGCCACCCAACGUAAUUCUUCAACCAGGGCAACACGCCCAGCCAAUUUUGGCUGAAGAUGGCACCAAGAUUGGAACGAAAAUAGUCGGAAUGGUUAAUCCGAACAAUUUUGUGACGAAUCCAGUUCCAGCUCCACCGGUUGCACAAGUUCAACCCCAGCAACAAAUACAAAUUGGUAACAAAAUGCUGAACAAUAAAACAUUGACCACAACGGUAGUCACUACUGCAGGAGCCAUCCAGUGCAAUAAUCUUAUUGUGACUCAUGCUAGUAAUGCGGCCAAUGGAGCAACCGCUAAUAGCAGCAGUAAUCUUAGUAUUAGCAGCAACAAUAGCAGCAGUAGUAACAGUAGUGUAAAUGUGUGUGUUCAACCUAAUAAUGUUUUAAGUGGUAGCAGUUUAAGUACUAGUAGUAGUAGUAAAAAGGGAAAAAUUCAUCCUCAACCGACGACGCAACCGAUGAUGAGCCAAAUGCCUCCCUUGGUUAGCGUUAAUUCCGGAUCAGUUCCAACAACAAAUUCAACAAUUGGUGCACCCAGUUUAGUUCCCAGAGUCCAAACGAUCCAGUUGACGCCACAAAAGCAGCAACUUUUGAAAAACGUCCAACAGCAGAUUCAAGUGCUGUCAGCCAAACUACAAAAUGUGAAUCUGCUAUCGACCCUGAACAUUCCGGCAGACUUCGAUAACAAUAACCCAACCUACAACAAGCCACUGCCAAUAUUGACAAACAUCCAAGGUAUGUCAGAUGUGGAAAUCACACAGGCGCUUCAACGACUGUUCAUCGAGCAGCAGAAAAUUCUCGCGACUGGGAAGAUCAUUCCAACAAUAACUACAGGACAUGCCCUGCCAGUUCCACCUCCCCCUACGCCAAUUAUUGGAGUGCCGAAUCCCGGAGGAGCUGUCAUCAGUAAUGACCCCAAACCUCAGCAGGCAAUUGUUUCGCCCAUAUCCGUAACUCCAACGUCAGCCAAUGCGGCCAUUUACCAGGGUGGAGCCAACAUACAAACUAUUCCAUCGCCAAUACAAAUCAGUUCACCACAGGUUGUGAAACAAGAUACGAUGAUUCCUACCUCAUCGGCAUCAAACUAUGCGAGUACAAUUGUUACCAGUAGCAAUUCUUCAAUGUCGAUUACCAUCACCAAUAGUCUGCCAAUACAGCAAGCACGUGGAAAUCAGCCCAAAUUACCCGGUACUUCUGCUACCUCCAUCAUUCCUAUAAGUUCCACGUUACCGCCACAAACCAGUGUAACCAUAACCCAAGCUCCUCAAAUGAUUAGUCCAUCAAUUGUGAAAACAAGUGCAAAAAUUGCGCCUCCUCAACCUCAACAGCAUCAAAUCAUUUUGAACAACAAAAAUAUCACUCUAACGAGCACUCCUACAAGCAUACCGAUGCCUUCUUUAGUUCCGACGCAACCUCAUCAUCUGCAGUCCAUGAGCGUUACCAAAAUCGAGCUUCCACCAACACCACCACCAUCGUUGUUGUCCAACCAAAACCGGUCGAACACACCUAUACCGCCCCCUCUGGUGCCCACAUCUAUGCCCAUCAACCACCAAAGCAAGACCUUCACCGGCCAAUCCAUCGUAAUCGUAAGCGGUUCUCAAGCAAUUUUAACCAACUCAUUGCCGCAAAACAUCCCAGGCGCUGGUCUCAACUCCAAAACAUCCAUCAUUUCGACUUCGGCUGGUAAUGUCACCGUACAGACAAAUCCAUCGCUACAAAUUCAACUGCAACAACCCCAGCAACCCAUGAACAUUGUUCCACCGCCACUGAUAACGAUGGCUUCAGCACCUGCCAUGACAGCACCGGCGGUGACAACAACUACUGCUAGCGUCCAGCAAGUAUCCAGUGGCGUUAUGGUAACACCCGUUCCAACACUGGCACCAACGGCUGCUGCAAACAGCGGGAGUGCCGGUCCAGAACCACCUGUCUCGAGCAGCAGUGUUUCCGUUCCGAUUUCAUCCAGUAUUACCAGCACUGCCACCACCACCAGCAGUUUCAGCAGCAGCUCGGUGACGCCAGCAGCUCCGACAGUAGUCACCACGACCAUUCCAGGCCAUCACAAGCCUGCAAUGGUGGUAGCGCGAUCAAGUUUGUUCGAACGACAAAUAUCGGUAGAUCAGGAUGCUUGCACCAGACCGGACACCACGACGCCCUUCUUGAACAAACAGGAUGCCGUUAAGCGAUUGAUCCGGUACCACUGCAUGUACGAGGAACGAUGCGAGGAAAACGAGGAAGAAGAGGUUGCUUUCAAAUCGAUGGCCCAAGAGUUUCCAGUCAUCUAUAGAAACAUGGUGAACAAAUACCAGUACUUGCUCAUGCAGGAAUCAAUGCGUCACGUUCGAACCGCGGAGCUGAUGAUGGUCGACCGAAUGCUCAAUUCAGAUGUUGAGAAGGAGAUUCUCGAAAUGCAGCUGAAAAUCAACGAAUAUAUGAACCCGAGUUUGAAUGAGCUGCAUAUGAACAUCGACUCUCAACAGACUCAUGCCGUGCAUCAGCAAGGUCAUCCUCUACCUGAACCACCAAUACCCGUUACGGUUGAAGAAUACAAAGUCAAGAAAGAAGAAAUGCCAGCAAUGGAUUCUCCACAUGCUCUUCAAUAUCUGCCCGAGGCGUCCAAUUCGUGUGGUGUGCAGCCGAGUACUUCGACUGCUACCCUUUUGGGCAUCAAAACAGAAAUCAAAUCGGAAGGUAAUCCUACCGAUGAACUGGUGGCGUACAGGCACCACAGCUCAGCGCAGCAUCAUACUGCACAGCUGGCAUCAACAAUCACCAAAGGGAAUGCAGCAAGACCUUCGACCGAGGUGCUCAAGAAGGAGAUGGAUAGUUUCGAUGAUAUCGAGAGUGAGAUUACACCGAGUUUCAUUAUGAAGAAGUGUGAUGGUUUGCCUCCCGCACCAGUGGCACAGCAAGUUCCACCUGCUCCACCAUCUCUGAGCUAUUUCAAUCAUGUUGGAGAAAGUCACAGUGUUGGUCAGAAUCAGCCAACUAAGAUAGAUGCGUCCAGACCUAGUGAAUCUUACGAUGAGUGGUUGUGUAUCCAGAAAGAACUGAAUCUUCCUAGUGAAAGGCGAGACCAUCUGGUUAAGAACGUCAAAAGUCCGGAAGAAGAAAUCAUUGAAAAGCAACUGGACGACCUGUUCAAUCCCACUGAGGGUAAAGAUGGUGAAGUGACCAGGAGUCAAGUAGAUUCACCUCUCGCUGAUUUCUUCAACGCUCAUCAACAAGAUUCCGGUGUAGGUGGAAGCGCUGGUGGAUCAAGUAUACCGUCGGAUAAGUCUGUUGAGAAUCGAUUGGAAGCGUUGUUUGGAAGUACACCUCUACACAACAGGAGUUCAGAAGACAACUCUCCGGAAGCAUGUGGUGAAAAGCAGAACGAUCUGAUGGAAACACGAUUGGAAGCGCUAUUUCAGAGUGGUGAAAGUGCUUUGGAUAAUUCCAGUUUUCUACAUAAAAGUAGCAAUUUUGAAUUAAUCCAGACCCAGAUAACUCAAAAAAGGCACUGGAAUCCAUCAGAGUGUGACUGGGAAGAUAGUGGUAGUGCUGGAAAGAGACAAUGUCUGCCUGGGAACCCGAAUAGAACUCACGAUGAUGAUCACCGAUGGUUACUCGAAUGUACUCAGGCACAGAAUCAAGCUCAUUCUAGUCACCCUAUUGGAGGUCUUCGGGGUCAUACACAGGUUCAACAGGAUGUCAAUGCACUUAACGCAGGUAACAAUCAUAUGCUUAGUGAUAAUGGUAAUGGUAACGGGCAUAUACCUAGCACUAAUACAAAUACUAGCGGGAGCACUACUAACACAAAACGCACUUCCUGGAAUGGUGAUAUCCUUCUUGCUUCGGCGACCGGUGAUCUUGAUAUGCUUGACACUAAUCUGAGUCUUAGUCUGAACAAUCUCAACAGCAUGUGUGGCUCAGUGGGUAUUAUGACAAGUGAUGCUCCUUCCUCACAUCACGGAUCUAUCAAAUCGUCUAAAAACUGCUUUCAUUCGCCGGUACUCGGGGCAGAAAACUGUGAUGAUACUAAUCUAAUUGGUCUCGGCACUGGUGGUGGUCUUAACAAUUCUAGUCAUUCUCAUAGUCAAGGCGGUAAGCUAAACUAUCUCGAUCGUGAUAUUUUAGGACUGGACGGAUCGCACGACACCACCAAGCAGUCCCACCAGCAAUCGGUACCACACUCGGUGGCAAACGAUCUCCAGCAUCAACUGAAUCACAUAACCUUCGAUGCAAGUAGUGGUCAGCUCAAUUUCGACGAUGACAUCAAUCGACAGGUUCAAAAUGCAAUCGACUCAAUUCUGAAUCUCCAGAGCAACGACUCCGAUGCAGCGCUGCAUUUCUCUCUCGACCAAUCGUUUCUAGCUGAUAGUCCGCAAUCCGUUCAACGACCUCCAUCGUCGAACAAGCGAAAAUACCAUCAUAUCAACAGAAUGGACGACAUCAGUGAUUGUCUGGGUUCGGUGAUGGACGACAGCAGUGACAAUCACGGUGUUCACAACCAUCUCCAGCAGCAACAGCAUCUUCAGAACCAUUUCAACCACGUACUUCAUCAAUCACACAAUCAUCAACAGCUACACCAUCACCAUCAGCAUCACCAAGCGCAGACGGAUGGAGCGUCCCCUGUCGUCGACGGAGCCGGCUCAUCGACAGUCGAUGGAAGGACGAGUACUGACCUACCGGUAAAGACGAUAAUCAAAUCUUGACAACUUUCGUCAAUGGGCGGAAAUUCUGGCGGGGGCAUGCUAGUGGUUACGACUCCUUCUG